Messenger RNA from Mauremys mutica (yellowpond turtle), 2223 nucleotides. RefSeq names its product olfactory receptor 1052-like. The record is from RefSeq and is a predicted model, not a curated record. Lineage: Eukaryota; Metazoa; Chordata; Testudines; Geoemydidae. The coding region runs from base 403 to 1353 and encodes 316 amino acids. Gene Ontology annotation, biological process: sensory perception of smell; G protein-coupled receptor signaling pathway. Gene Ontology annotation, cellular component: membrane. Gene Ontology annotation, molecular function: odorant binding; olfactory receptor activity; G protein-coupled receptor activity. The transcript has a single exon.
UCUUGAGAAGAAAUUUGAAGGAUGACAGAGUUUGCACGACAUACCUGAUAGGGGCAUACUCCAGACAUAGAAAAAAGAAUUCCUGGUGAAAGAAUUAUUCUAUGCAUCAUAUUAUUUUCCUAUUGCAAUGAUCACUGAUCAUUGAUUUUUUUUGUAUAAAUGAUCUUUGUAUAAAUUUCUAUUUUAGGACUAGACUGUCCUGCCCCUCUGUAUCUGGACAGGAACCAUGACUCCCACUUGCCAGCAAGAAUAUCAUGAGGUCAGUAUUCUGUGUGAAGACCCUGAAAGUCUGCAUCAGCAUCAUACUGGGGAGAGAUCUGGCAAGCUGGUUGUAAUAAAUUUGCUGCAGCUAUUUUAUGGCUUUCAUCUGUAAGGUACAAACAGAGACUGUGCACUGUAGACAUGGUUGGAGGAAACUGUACCGAGGUUACUGAAUUCAUUCUCAAAGGAUUCACAGAUCAUCCAGACAUUCAGGUCCUUCUUUUCAUGGUUUUUCUAGUGAUCUAUAUUAUUACCUUAUUGGGGAACCUUGGAAUGAUCAUGUUAGUCAGGUUCGACCCCAGACUUCACACCCCCAUGUAUUAUUUCCUUGGUAAUUUGGCAUUUGUAGAUCUCUGUUAUGCCACAGUUGUCGCCCCCAGGAUGCUGGUGGAUUUGCUAGCAGAGAGGAAAGCCAUUUCUUACACUGGCUGUGCAGCUCAGAUCUGUGUUUUCUGUAUGCUGAUUGUAACAGAGUGUUUCCUCCUGGCUGCAAUGGCAUAUGACCGAUAUGUGGCCAUCUGUAACCCGCUGCUCUAUAGAGUUGUCAUGUGUCCGAGACUUUGUGUCCAGCUGAUGGCUGGGUCUUUCCUAGCUGGGUGUGUAAAUUCAAUGGCACAGACAACGGGCAUGUUAACAUUAACCUUCUGCGGCUCCAAUGUCAUUGACUUGUUCUUCUGUGACAUCUCCCCACUGCUUUCGCUCGCCCACUCGGACUCCAGCAUCAAUCACGUUGUGCUUAUAGCUGUGACAUAUUUGACUGGGGUAUUCAGCGGCCUGAUUGUCCUCAUCUCCUAUGUUUUCAUCCUCAACGCUAUCCUGAGGAUCCGCUCUGCUGAGGGCAGGCUCAGAGCCUUCUCCACCUGCACCUCCCACCUCACCGCCGUCACCAUCUUCUAUGGGAGUGGCCUGUUCAUCUAUUUACAGCCCAGCACAAAGUACUCGAGGCAGCAGGACAAGGUGGUCUCAGUGUUCUACACUGUGGUGACCCCCAUGUUGAACCCCCUGAUAUACAGCCUGAGGAACAAGGAGGUGAAGGAUGCCCUGAGGAGAGCGAUAGAGAGGAAAACGUUCUCUCUGGGUCUGAAUUCAUGACCCGAGGCAAUAAGCUUGAAUGGGUGAAUACCUGGCCCAUCUGUUGUAUCUCAUUGUGCAAUGCCCUGUGCUGGGCAUGAAUUACAUUUGACUUCUCCCUUGUCAAUGGCCAGACUCCCCAGCAGCCACAUCCUAACAGGUCCAGUUUAAGACAUUCAGCAAGCACCUCUUUGGCACUUGUAUGCUGACAGGAUUGGGGCCCCACAGUCCUCCAAGUGUAUUUUAUACUGCAGUUUGGAGCCCUUGGAGAACAAGGCCAGUAUCUGUUUUUUCUUGCUCUCCUGCAGGCCUGCAGCAGAUAGGUAUAGGUAGAGUCUCCUUCAUUUUUUACUCUUUAUCUCCUUUCCCAAACAAUUUAUUUUCCCUGAUCAUUAUUAAAUUGUAUUUAAGUGCCUGAGAAAUAUGAAGAUAGUAACCCCUACACACACACACACACACACACACACACACACACACACACACACACACUUCCCUUUAUAUAGCUCCUCUGCGACUUAUACUCAUUAGUUCUCAUAUUCUUCUUGUGAUAGCUGCUAUCCUGCCAAAACACUGGGGCUACACUGUAUGUGAAGGAUGUGGCCUUGAUCUGUAAUCAUUUAUGAAUAUUUGAUGUGGCCUGGUUAUUGGGAUGUUUCCUGUAUGCGUAUGUUGAUUUAGUUUAAUAGCAGGGAUGUUGGAAAACAAGCAGGAAGAAAGCUCCAGAUAAGCCACCUCUUGGAAAGUGCUUCUGGGAUCAUUAAGAGACAAUGCCUGUACUAUUAGUUGUGAAAACGCUUGCUUCCUGUCUCCAGCCACAGUUACAGGGCCUAUUUGCCAAGGCUGGGAGCCAAAAGAUCAUAAGGGCAAUAAAGAGUUUAAAAGAUUUUCUCU